AUGGAACACAGAAAAGAAGGGGUGAUCGCUUUACCGCCUGUUCGAGGUAAGCAGUCCAAAUUUAUUAUGUUUUAUUUGAGCUUUAGAAGCCAGCAAAUAUAAGUAAACCCUAUAUUUUCCUUUACCCUAUUUUGUGGUUUUGUGGUUUUUCCGACAAUUUUUAUCCAAAGAGGUCCAGUAUUUUGUUUUUCUUGCAGGUAUAUUUCUUCCUGAUUUAGACAAUUCAGUCAGGUUACAUUAUUACUUUUUCUUUCUUAUCUUCCUAAUAUCACACAAUGUUAACAACGAUGUUUUAAGGCUUAGCUGAUUCCUUGAAAAUUUAUUGACACGUCUUCGAUGAGUCAAAGUCAAAUCGAAAGUAAGCUACCAGACAUAUUCACGGGUCUCGAACUGGGUCGAAAUAUUACAUGAAGACUGUAAUAUCGUCUAUGAAGGCGAGUAAAAAAGAUUUGUUAUGAAUGGUGCACAUCGAUCCAAUGUAUCGCCAAAGUUGUAAAUAUAACGCAAACCUGAUCACCACUUUCAAAAAGUUACCUCUUUACUAAUCACGAUUUAAAAGUCGGUGAAAGCUUUUCUCCCAGUUUAGACACGUAGGGAAUAUUUUCCUUUGUUGUUAACGGUCGUUAGUAUAAAUGAUCAGUUAAAACAGGUUAAACGAAAAGCCCAUCCUGUUUUAGGUUUGAAAAAUUUAGUAAGGUUUUUUAGCAUCGAAACAUGGUUUUCUCGAUAUUUGCGAUUUAAAAAUAACGAGCAUUAGCCAAAUCAAUUAAGGAAACCGCUAAGAUUAAUAAAAAACAGGUCGGAUAAACUGCCAUGAUUUGUAAGUCACUUGUAAUCUGAAAAUUACAUGUACUUUGCCUUUUCAAGAGUCACAGAGCUGCUUUGUAAGGAAAUCGUUAAUAAUUUAUUCGUAUAUUUUCCUGAAAUUAAUUCUUUAGAAUGAAGAAAUAUAUAUUUGACGGUUUAGAAAUAUUUUGCUUUGUUUGAAAAAGAAAAACUAAGUCGAUGAAAUUAAAUGGUGAUUUAGCAGCGGGGAUUAACGGGAUAAUCUUUUGAUAAAUUGUAGACACUGUUUCCGUUUAGUUUAUUAAAAUGAAGUCAGUUGAUGUGUUCCUUAAAAUGACAUGACAGAUGAAUGUUUAAAUACCUGUCAAGGGGAGAAUAAUUACCCUGGAGAUACGGACUGGGGGAACGGCGUAAAGCGCCGUCAUGCAGACAUUUAUUCAUUCUAACGUUAUAGUAAGAUACUUCUAUACCCUUAUCAGGCCCUUUUGACAACACUUUCAUCGUGGAGAGGCAUAAAAUAGGCCAUUUCCGAGUUCCCAAAAUUACGAAGCUAAGUGCAAUACAUUUCUUGUGAAAAUGAGCUUUAAUUUGCAUGAGAAUAUAAAGUCAUUUUCAUAUCAAUGGCUUCAGACUUAGCCUCGCUUUAAAACAGAGGCUUAAGGCAACUCGGGAUCGGCUCAUUCCCACAGUCUUCUCGUUCGUCAGUGUAACUGGUACAACGUCUGAACGCCAGACUUCAAAGACUACUUUGCUUUAAAUUUUUCAUGUUUAUAAGGAACUUCAAGGUGCGGGUUUUACUGAUCAACAGCCAGCACUGUGUAUCUAACGCCUUUUUUCGGAAAUCAAGCCAAGAGAAGUCAGUCCUGAUGUUCUUCAUUUGUUUAUUUGUUUUUGUUCUUGUUUUGUUUGUUUGUUUAGUUGUUUGUUUUCUAGAGUAAAAAAGAGGGAAGCGGAAGCUUUAUUUGCUUAAGAAUGCCUGCAUGCUAGGUAGCGAUUAUCAUAUGAACAUGAAAACAUUGAACCUGAAAUUAAUGGUAUUUUGUUUUAACGACACCAGCAACAGCAAAUCCCGAUCAUCAACAGGAAAACAAACAAUUGAGCCCACUGAGUAAAUGGCAGAUACAGCGGUGUUCCUCUCCAAGCGCAGGAUUUUGCCAGGAAGAGUUAGUGAACGACUGGUUAGAAAGGAAUCACAUCCGGGUAGUUCAACGGCUUCCAAAAAUGGAUCCAACAGUGUUGGUAAGACAUCAAUAGGCAAUUCCGAGUUCCAAAAACCCUCUUUUUCAAAAUGAGGCCAAGUGCACAGCCUUUCUUGUGAAAAUGAGUUUUACUUGCAUGAGAAUGAAAAAUCAUUUCCAUAUCAAUCGCUGAGCACUUAACCUCGUUUUGAUACAGAGGCCCGGUGGAACUCGGAAACGGCCUAUUGCUUACGUGCCACUUAAGAAAUGAGAGGAAACUGGACCGAGUUAAUUUUAACGAAGACUUCUGGGACUUCAAAGCCAAUAACAUGACGGCUUAACUGCAGGACAGGCGACCAAUAAUAUCACGACUUAACUGACCAAUUAGAUCAAUAACCAGAGUUUAAUACCAUCCUGACAUGAUACAACUCACUUUGACUCUGAAGAUGACUACCGCAGGGGUGAUCGAGGCGUCAGUCACUGUCAACAACAGUCCUAUUCAGGACUAAGAUCACCCGAACGAUUAUGCUUCACCUACUAUAGUAAUUAUUGCAUUGCAUUAUCAUUGUAAUGAUUUGUUUGUUUGUUUGUUUUUUUUUUAUGUUAAAGCUUUUGCAAUACUGUAACUACAUAAUUAUAGUCAUGCAAAUAACGCUUAUGUUGUUGUUGUUGUUGUUGUUGUUACUUAUGAAAUGACUCCUGGGUUCAAGACUUUCACACUUCUGGGAAUGUUGCUGGGGACAGGGAAAACAAAUUCGCCAAUAUCUGAAUGGGCGUCCCCAAUAACAAUCCCAGAAACAAUAGUGGGAAGCAUUUGGCUCCAGUUCCCUUCUCAUUUCUAAAGUAGCGAAUUUGAGUCACUCCAACUUUAAAAAAAAAUUGCUUCAUUCAAUUUUAUCUUGACCUGAUUAAAAAUGGUGAAAGACCAGUAAAUCGCAGGACAGUUUCAGUCUUGUUUCCUUUGUUUGCUCGGGAACCGUCAAUCUUAAUUGUCUAAAGAAAACUAAUGAGACAAUCUUUUAUCAUAAAAUACUUCAAUAAUAAGAAAAUUAAGCUACUUUCUUACGAACGAGACAACUUCCAACAUUGUUGCACCAACAUUGUUGCGUGUUGAUGCGUCCGUGUUGUAGUGGUGUUCAAACGCAUACAACAACUUCCAACUACACCCAAAAACAUGCAACAGGGUUUGCAAACGGACGCAGCAUGUAACAUCCAACAAUGUUGCGUCCGUUUGCAGGGAGGCUUAAAUCUCCCAGAAAUUUCGCGUUACUCAAUCAAAUAUCUCUUUCUACCGAUUUUUGUUUCUGUCUUGAUUUUUACCAAACAGACCAGUCGUGGCACAGAUGUUUCAAAAUACUUCAGCUUCAUCCAUCCUCCUCCAUUUAGCAUAAAGGUGCUCUCCGCGGAAGACAAAAGAUCAGGAGAGAACACCCAGAGAAGGGUAUGUUGCGACAAAGGAUAGAGUUUUUCUGGCUUAUAGUUAGUAGUCUGGAAUUGUCUGGAAUAGGGUAAGGGGUUUGGAAACCUUACCUAAAAGAUGGUGGCAAAAUGCCAUUUAAGAAGGUCUGGUUUCAGCCAAUUUGAGGUUGUGCCUCAGACUGGGUCGGUGUUGCAUCAAAUUACACCAUGAGGCAGUCAGUUUUAGGUUGCCUGACAAGCAAUAACAGUAAUAGCAAUAGUAUUCGUAAUAACCAAUGAAAGAAGUGAUAGCGUCUCCAUAAUGCAAUUCGACCGACCGACUCUCAUGCUCAACCUGAAAAUGGCCAAUAAGCUAAUGGUUCCCAGGUUCCCGCGGUGCACACUGAUCCAACAUCAUAAAGGGGUCCUUGACAUGCAAGACUUUGUCAAAAUUCUUCACUUUGAUUUUUUUUUCUCGCAGACUGCUCAUUCAGAAUUGACUUCACCUUGCCCUCGAUUACUCAGAAGCCAGAGGUCCGAUAGGGUAAGUUUCAGUCGCAAUAAUAUUUCAGCUGUGCGAGAGAUCCCCUACCUGGCCUUCCCUUUAAAAUUCUUUAUUUAUUUAUUUAUUUAUUUAUUUAUUUAUUUCGGACACACAAACAAUUACAAUACAUUACAUUUACAAUUCAUUACAAUAAAUUCUAAUUAUCGGUUACUAAAUUAUGUAAUUCUACCAUCACUGUUCAAACUGUUAAAGAAGGCUUAUAGCACGGCAAUAAAAUGUCUGAGCUUAUUAGAAGGUGACUUUCCAACGUUAUGAGAUUUCUUCAGGUUGUUCAUGUUCUCGCAAAUGGCUGCUACCUUAGGGUGCUUAUUAGGGAUCAAGCAUAAUUAAUAACGACAACGGCUACAAAAAAGUGAAGUCGUGCUGCAUUUUAUUCCAUCUCUUUCAAUUCGUCCGCAAAUGUUGGCAGUUUUUCUCUGGAGCUGAAUUCUGAAAGAAUGAAUCGAAGUUCAAGAAAGGAGAAAGACAGUCUUUUCUUGUGUUCACGUCUUCCACAAAACGUGAAAAUACGCAUUUUCACGUCGUAGUCGUGCAAUGACGGCAAAAAAAUGUACAAAAAAGUGUGAUGCACGUGCAAAGUUGUUGUUUUGUCGAUCUAAACCUGUUUCUUUUUUUUCGUUCUCACUGAGUUUGCCGUCGUCGUUGCUUAAGAUCCCACAUAUUAGUCAGAGGUGAACUGCUCAGUCGUAAAGAGAAGUCCAUUAUUAGUCAGAACGUUUCAUUCAUUCUGUUCGCAAACACUAUGCAUGCUAUUGAUCGUUUGUUCUUGUUGUUGUUGUUGUUUACUAAAAAUCUUGAAAAAACAAACCAACCCCACCAACUCCAUGGUCCACACUUCACGAUCUGACUUUUUUUCACGAGCCCCCAUGUUCGCCAUAUUGGAAUUGCAUCAUAUUAUUAAAUUUGCAAAAUCAGAGACUGAAGGCCCCUGUUUCCAGUUUUUUAGAGGUCAGCGCGCUGUGUCCACAAGGGUAAACACCGAAGGUUUAUUCGGGACUUUUGUUGUGUUGUAGGAUGCUUUUGCACUAAAUCCUGUCAUACGAGUUGGCGGAGGUUACCGGAGACUAAGCUGGAAGGUAAAAAGGUUUUUUUUUUUCAUUUCACGAAAUCUUCCCGUUACCACCAGUCGAAAAAUUAAAAAAAAAAAAGAUUAUCUGUUCUCCUCUCUUCCAUCGUUAAGACUUGCACUACCUGAGGAAUUCCAAACAGACUUAAACCUUUUUUCUCCAAACUGUAUAAGGAACCACAAAAAUAUUGUUUGAGGGGCAUAUGAUUUACAUUUUUUUCAGUUGAUUUAUUAUUUUAAGCACCUUGGGUAGAAACUGAGAGAAUGAGUUUUGUAACAUUCUUCUGAGAUGAAAAAGUAGUAGAUUGUUCUCAAACCAAACACCACUGACUAUCAGACUUACGUAUGUAUUCGUCCUGUUUGUUUUUCGUUUCGCCAGGUUCUCGAUGUCCUUCCUUCAAUAGGCCAGUAUGAUCCCGAUUUCUCUCCUGGCUACUGGUGUACAUCAUGUAACGCGAGGUUGCUUGUCACGGAAAAGGUCACGAACUCUCGAGGGAAAAUUCGGACGAUACUAGCUACCCCCAAACGGUGCCAUAAAUGUGGAACUCCUACUAUGGAUUAUCAAGCACUUACUGGAAACGACUUACAUGAAAGCGUUCUGGACACUUUGAGUAGAAGGGACUCUAGAUUUAUCGUUGAUCAUAGGCAUUUUAAUAAUGCACGAGAAUCGCGAUCUUCCCCGAAAAAUAAAACGAGGGUAUCGCCAGUUUCCAGCUCAUUAGAUUGGCACGAUGAUAUGGAGUCUUUCAGACUACAUAUGAGCAGACAAAGCGAAAUAGAUGACGAACUGGAAGCUAGAUACCAGGUUUCCCAAAUGCCACGCUCAGAAUCAGGUGACAGUGUAUUCAUAACUGAACCUGGGGCGGACAUCGAUAAAAUAAGUGAACCUCGUGAUGUGCGACGCGCAUGGGAUGAUGGUUCAGAUCGAGCGGAAGUGACGAAAGAAUAUGAGGAUAGAAGUGGGGAGUGGGGUGAUGCGGAGCAAACCGGAAGUUGUUGGUCCGAUAUAACUGAUCAUGAUGAUGACCUUUUGAGUGACUUUGAAAUGAUAGAAGACUAUGAUCCAGAAUCAGGAUUUACAGUGCGCUUGCGCAGGAAGACAUCUGGUGAAACUCCAAAGGCUAGUGAUUUAAUACAAGGUAAUCAAGAUGUGAAAGGUGUGGGUAGGAAGUCAAAAGAACAAAGAACAGAAAUAAAGGAGAGAAAACAUGGCCAUUAUGAGGAAAAAUUUGCACGAAAAGAAAAGGCGACCAGUAAGCCAAAAAGAAAGAGGAAAACAAGUAAGCAAAUCCCCGUCGACCAAAAAACAAACAAGCCAUCACGCUCAGAUGAAGUCGUUGGCGAUGAAGAGGAAAUUGUGAAUGUAGAAAAAAAAGGAACGAUAAGAGAUAACGAAGUUAAAAAGUAUAAAACAUCUUUACCAAGAAUGGAUUCAUUUUACACGGUUGGCCUAGACAGACGUGAUCUUGUUUUUUCUUCGGAACCAGUCAUCGAACUGAGUGACGAAGAUGACUUCAUAAUCAAUCCUGAGACAAGAGUCAGCGGGGACUCUUUAUCUGAUCCAGAAUUCAUAGCGGACAACUGGAGUAGUGUACCCCGUCGUUCUGGUUUAGAGAGAAGACCCUCCAAGCCUUCCCCAUCUGAUCAGGUACUUUUUUAUUUCAAACAUGUAAAUGAUUUUAGUGAAUAAAUACCAUCUUUUUGCUCAUAAAUUACACUUAGGCUCAAUAGCGAUUUUUGGUGGUUUUCACUGAAAUGCAACAACAGACUUUCCAACGUUGCUAAUCGCGGUUAUUCUUCUUACUAAUAGGCCACUUCCGAGUUCCAAAAACCUUCACUUUCAAAAUGAGGCUAGGUGCGCAACCUUUCUUGUGAAAAUGAGUUUUAUUUGCAUGAGAAUGAAAAAUGAUUUCCACAUCAAAGGCUUAGCGCCUACCCUCACUUUGAAACAGAGGCCCGGGGGAACUCAGGAAUGGACUAUUGAUCCUACUUCUAGAACAACAACAUAAUUCCCCUCCAUCUCGUUUUCGGAACAUAGAUUUUCUUGUUCAAUUUUAUUCACGGCUUGGUUUGAAGUUUACCGGUAUAAUUGUACCAAAGCAUACAUCGUUUUCCAGGAAGUCAAAUAAGUCUUACUUGAAAACAAUGCGCUUUUGAAUUGCGAAUAGCUUAGUCUGUAUCAUUUCCUUUGUUUUAUUAGGAGUACGAAGAAUACUCGUCGCCAAUGACAAUAUCGCCAAGGCAGCAAGACGGCUAUCUGGCUGACAGUGAAGAGAACGCUGACUUAAGUUCAUUACAGGCUCAGAUUCAACAGGCUCGAAACGAAGCGAGGAAAAAUCAAAGGAAAAAGGAGGAAUUGAAAGAGAUGACGAGAAAGGAAUCAAAAGGUAGAAGAGAAAUAGGUAAGACUAGAAGAUACGGCAAGACCGGGAGAUAAAAACCCAACUUUAGGUCUCAGUAAAUUUUCUUCUUAUGUGCUGUACAACGUCUUUAAAACGAUAUCACUAGGGGGUUUGAUCUCUUUUAAUGUCUAAAUAUUAUUAUCUUAUUUGCAGUCGCUGAACGCUCUGAUUCACGAAGACUUUCGGGAGAAGAUGGUUUCAACAAAGCCCCUGUAACCAAUGGCGACUGGGACAGUGACUGGGAUAGUGAUUUCAGUUUACACGUUCAUCCUCUUAGCGAGCUGAGUAUGUCGAGCAGUGAGGAGGAUCAUUGGCAGAAAGGCAGUCAAGGGAAAACUAGUAAGACUGAAAAACAAGAGAAAUUAAGAAAAGCAUCUGACAAGACUGUUUCUAAUGCUGCAAGGAGAAAAGAGAGCAGGCUGGUUGAUACGGACCAACACAAAGGCACACUUAAAGGAGAUGCUGGUAGAGAGGAGAUUCAGCAGGGUAGUGCGGGCGAGAUCCCUGUAAGACAAAGGAAAUCAAGCAGGAAGAUGAUCGUUAAACCUAUUCCAAAAAUUGGCUCAGGUAUAGUAUAAACGAAAAUAACCUAAAAGAGAACCGGCAUUUCGCGACACCAUCACCGGUUUCCUAGAUGACGUGUCACUACCCUGAUCUCGGUAGUGAUUUUCAUUGGUUUACAAUUUGCUUCAGACAGUAAGAAGCACCACCCAGAUCUGGUUUGUGACACGUCAUCAGUAUGGAAUUGUAGCCCUCUUUCCUCAGACGUCAUAAAACAUUUCGUGGGAAACCAGUGGUGACGUCACAAAAUGUCGGCUUUUUUUCUGAGGCUAAUGAGAAUAAUGAUUUCGUGUCAUUGUCAUGUGUGUGUCACAUCUCAGUUUUUAGCGUUGGCUCACUAACAAACAGAGCAUUUGUUUCUACUGCGUCCACGAGGGUCUCGUCUUUCCGCUACGUACUGUUUGACGGUUGAAUUUAUGAAAACUUUUACCUCAAGCAUCUAGAAUGACGGAAGAUACAAAUGACAAAAAAAAAAGUUUCCCAUUUCUUGCAUUACAGGGGUGUGUGGGGUGGCUGUAAAUUUCAUAUAGGGUAAGAAAAAUUACUCAUGCCUGAUCCAGCUUUCCAUUUUGCUCAAUGUACUUUAAAGCUAACGCUUACGAUGAUAAAGAUGAAGAUAACUUAUGAUAGCGAUGAUGAUAAUUCAUGAUAAUGAUGAGGAUAAUUCAUGAUAAUGAUGAGGAUAAUUCAAGAUAAUGAUCAUGAUUUUUCUAUCAAUUAGGAUCAGAAUCUGACGACAUAACACCUCGCCAAAGAAUGCGUGUACCACGUGACGAAGACGACUUAAGCGAAAGUGACCUGAUGUAUUUUACACAGCAAUUUCAAGCGCCUCGUUCAAGGGAGAGUCACGGAAGAAGUACCACAGAAGACGGGCCCGUAAGGUGCAGAGGAAUUGACUGUUAUCGAUGCGGAGCCCAUAUUUCCGAGUGUCAGGGACUUUGCGCGACGUGCGGUACUAUGUGUCAGCGGCCGGGUGGACCAUGCAGUGCCUGCAGGGAUAUCUGCGAGAAUUGUAAUAAGCCAAGAUACAAAUGCACAUCUGCUUGUAGAAGGCUAAAAAUAAGCGAAGAUAUAGAGGUAGAGGAAGAAGAUGGAAAUGUUGGGUCAGAUGGUAAGUGGAAGUAAUGCCUGUAAAUGCGUUACUACUGAGUGACAUGCGCACUUGCAUUCAUUCUACCCGGGGUAUUUUCUCACGAAACUUUGCUGCUAAAAUACGAUAACGAUGAUGAAGAUGAUGAUAACUAAAUUACUUAAUGAUUAAACUGAUGUUAAUAACAAUGAUAACAACACUCGUAAUAAUCAGAGAAACGACAGAUUUUCGUUUUGAUUUUGAUUCUAGACUUAUAGCUGUAGCAGAUGAGACGAUGGCAACAACGCUUAAGUGAAAAAUUUAUUCUAAAGCCUCACCAACAUGGGCCAAAAGACUUUUAAGUUAUAUCUAUUGAAAGUUAUCUGUGAAUCACUUAGAAGUAACCCUCCAUUACUGUACAUAUCACAGCAACAGUGUUUUAUUCAUGUGCGUCUAGAUUUUGACGGCGAACCAACUUUCGAAGAGAACAAGAAAAGAUCUCUUAUAGGUAAGAGUUGUUACAUUAUCAAACAAAUUGGCAUAAUGGACGUUGCUACGUGUAAAUUAGCUGUUUCUCGCGCGACGUGUAUAACAAGUACCCUGGAGAUAAAAUGACGAACUAGAACUUAUAACGUCAUUUGUAAUACACCUUUUGCUAUCGUUUCCUUAAAAAGUUUCCUUACCAUCAUUUAUAGAGAAUUCAAGACCCGAGAUCUCCUCUGCAGAAAAAGACGAACUUUCCCUUAGGCGUAGCCAAUCAGAACAUGGUGAAGAAAUAAGUAUCGCAGAUCAGGUAUGGAGACUACUGUACAGUCUUGAACAAAACACCUUUGCUAAUUCCUUUCACAUACUAGAUCGAGCCAAUUUUCAUAGUAAGAUGCCACUUUCAUUUCUAUUAGAAAAGAGAUCUACACUCUCCCUGACAUUUCGUUGUAAACCUUAAAAUCAAUAAAUUAGGUGUGGUUUUAGUUUUGUAAACAAAUUAUCAAAAAUUGAAAAGACAAUCAUACUAGCUUCAAGAAAUGCCUCUUGUAUGUUUGGAACUGAGUGGAGGCGAUGUAAUACUACGCGCGUUUGAAUGCGUUUUCGAGCCUUUGCUUUCCCAUCACGAUGUUUCUUAGACAAAAUUUAGCUCUUCACUGUCUCCCAUGAAUCAGGAAAAGAAGUACAUCAGCCGGCGCUCAUGGAUAACCCUUCUUAUGGGAUAAAAAGUGUGCAUUAUCUCAAGAGAGGAUAAUGGGUUCCGCUAUUUAUUAUGUCCAGAGUAGAGAAGUAAAACUUCAAGCUGCUACAGACUACAGAAUUCGGGUUCAGCUCAAGCGUAGUUUGGGCUGGUGUGGCUAAUAAGCGCUCGUGUAUUUGUUUUAAAACUAACAGGCAAUACAGGCUUGUAUAGCGUGCAUACAAAACACAAGACAAAUGCAACUUUAAAGCUGGACCUACUUUUAAAUUAAUUUUGUUAUUUUUAAGUCCCAGAACAUGCAAACAAGGAGGAAAGAACGCAAGAGCAGGUAAGAAUCCAAAUUUUUCAAAAUUGGUCCAUCCUCAGUUGUUUCACUGUGCAACUUACUUUAACUGAUGAUUAGUCGUAUGUAGUCUUCUAGUUCAAUGCCUCUUCAAUAGACCGUCUUUUAAUUGCGAGUAAAGUUUCUCAAUUACAUUGACACUGAACCUAUUUUCAUACAAGUCAGUAUACAAGUCAGGGUCGCGAGAUCGUGGUUUGGUAUCGAAGUGUGUCACUUGUUGAAUUGUGUUACGAAAUUUAUUCAAAAUUCAAACUAAGGGAACUGUCACCAAAUUGUGCGAAACAUAAAAAAACAGCUUUAAACAUGAAAAGGGCGUUUUGGCCAUCCACAUUCCUAACAUCCUAAUGAUAUUGGCAUUCCCUGUGACUCUAACACAAAUCGCUAAGGUAAUAUGAGAAGGGGAUGCCCGUAUCACUAGGGUUUUGGGAAUGGGAAGCGCAUAUCACUGGAAGGCCAGGCUUCGAACAACUCGGCACAGGUCUACCUUUUAUAAAGAGGCUUAGGAAAAAGUGAAAAUUGUCAGAUAAGUAUCCUCAGAUCUCGCUUGAAAUUGAUAGGGGUCCUCCUACAGAGAGAAAGAAGAAAGACUUGAACAAUGUUAAACGCGUCAGAGCAAAAAGGAACCAAAUGUCUCUAAACGUGGACGAAGAAAAUGACCUAGAAAAAGAAAUAGAGACAGAAAUGGACGAGGAGCCGGAGGCACAGGAAGAAGAGGUAUUUAGUCUAGAUAAUCAUUUAUUGAUGUAACUUGUGUAGUUUAAAAACAACUGGAAAACAGUUCUGGGGCACACACUAAGUUGUGAAUGCGCACAGGACUUAUUGAUAAACAAAGAAAGAUGGUAGACGUUAAGCUUGGUGGAGAAAUGAACACAUCACCCAUUCUUCAGAACUUUUAUUAAGCACAAAAUAAACAAGCAUCGUCUCGAGGACCUAAUGGCUUCUAUAUCUGUAUAUAGUUGUGAAAUUCCGUUUUUUUUUUUCCUUAUGGAGGUGAAGAAUUAAGGCGUGUGCAAAUAGAGGGGUGGGAAGCAAAGAAACCUCGUCAAGUUCGUCAAUCUAUUUCACUGCCCUGAGGCCGGUAAACCUCUCAUCUUUGCUAAGGGACAAAAUGCAGGGAGCAUCCCUUUGAUCAGGGCUAGCUCCCAUUUAGGGAAAGAUUAAUGUUUCUUAAGUCCUGAUACUCAUUGAGGCCUGAUGAAACAGUAUCUGGUUGGGACAGCUGUGGCUAUUGGGUGAUUUUUGACUUUUUUUGUUUUCUUAAGAAGAAGAAAAAGAAAAAACUAUAGUACUGAACCAUGUUUUAAUUUCUAUUUCUAAAGGACCCUGAAUUGUACGAACCGUUGGCAAAAGAGGAUGUUCCUUCCAAACCUGAACCGUCUGUAUACUCCAGCAAUUCAAUUAGAAAAGCAAAACCUUCCAAGAAAGUCAUAUCACGGACUGUUGUUUAUAAAGAAAGAGAAAAACCUUCAAAGACGAAACCAAAAGAAGCAGAAGAAGAACCUGAAGAAGAAGAUAACGGCAGCGAAAAUGAUUCUGUGGUGGUUAGUCAAACGCCAUUCGAAGAAACUGAGGAGAUUGCUGAAGAAGGACCUGUAACUGUGAGCGAGGAGACUGGUAAAGAUGAACUGUCCACAGAGCAGAGGACUGGGGAGGAGACGGUACCUAAUAGAAAUGAUAGUAAUAAGGAUGAGGUCAAAACAGAGUUGGAAGAAAUAAAGAGGACUGAAACUAACGAAAAUGUAGAGAAAGAAAAGGAGAUGAAAGAACAAGAGAAAAAAGAGCAGGAAAGAAAAAAGCAAGUUGUUCCAAAGGGUAGGUUACUGGUUACUAAAAUGUGAAUCAGAAACAGGAAUAUUGUUUUUUGAUGAAUAAUCGAUAAUCAGUCACAUGCCGUUACUUGGUUCCAUUUUUUUCCUCAGUUCGUGGAGUGAUGAGAGUGAACGCGGCAUUUAAGGAACGAGCAGAACUGGCAAAGAGAUUAAAAAGUGUCUUAAAGUAAGAUAACGUGUAGCCUUUGCUAUUUAAGAAUUUAAGAGAGUUCUUUCGUUUUUUCUAGUGUCUGAAUACCAGUGGGGUAGAAGAUAACCGACUCAUAAUUGCUUUAUAUCAAGUUUUCAACGACCUAUCCGAUACCCUUCUGUGCGGAGGAAAACACGAACGAGAACUGACCAAAUUGUAAUCAAGUCUUGCGUGGUAGCAACUAUUUCAACUAUCUUACCUUGAUCUCUCUCUUACAUCACAUUAAUCCUUUCUGUGAAUGAUUUGAACCCAGGAGUCAUGUAAUUAAUAGGUGGAAUAUGAUCGUCCCGACGAGUGUAGUCCAAAAUAGGACUGCAGUGUUUGACGUUCGCACUGUCUAUGGGGUAGUCAUGUUCUUAAUCAAAGUGAGUUGUAUCUCGUCAACUCUAGUUAUCGACCUGAUUGGUCAAUUAACUCGCGAUAUGUUAUUGGUCGUCUGUCAGUUAAGCCAUGAUUUUGUUGGCUACGAAGACUCUUAAAUGAACGAUCCGUCUUUUGUCACAGUAAAGCGUUUCUGUUUUGUCUAAUAGGGAAGCCAUGAGUGACGUGAUUGGACAAGCCGACAUAAAAACGCGUAAAGGUAUUUCAUUUGAUUGAUGAACCGAUAAAAUGAAAAAAAAAUUGUCCUUUGAUCAUUUAUAACUAUAAUUUUCUUUUGAUUUAAAAAUUGAUGAAAUAAAAAACUGUCCUUAAUGUUUAUAAGCGACCGUUCCACUGUAGUUUUGUUUUGACAUACCCUGGUAAAUCAUUGCUUGUUUUGCAGACUCCACGAUUGAUUAUAUAGCGCAGUAUCGACUCGUAAACCGGAGUCAUCUGGAAAUGUACGGCCGUGCGUUUACACUUGAAGAUGAAGAUGAGGAUGGGCUUAUAUCAUAUGAGGUAAUGCUUGCUGUUUGUGACUAUCACUGCAGUUAUUGAAUGUAACAUAAAUCUGUAAAAAAAAACUUAGGUUUCAAAAUAUAGCAUAAAGAUGAUUUUCUCUCCAAAGCAAUUGCGAUCAGUGAGAAAACGGAAAGGAAACGCUUUGCAAAGUUAAAGGUUGCUACGUUUACAGCAAUUCGUAAGUUAAAAAAUCAAAACAAAAGUAAUACUAACAAAAAUGGGUUUAGGAACCAAAACGGAAAGAACUGGAGUCGGAAGGUGUCAAGAAAGAUCGUAGUUCCUCGUACCUCGGGUCUGUGUUGCUUAGAGAUACAUGCUUUGAAAACCUUUCGAGGUUAAACUAUUUUUGUUAUUUGCACAGCAAAUGCUGCUAGCCUUGGAAGGGGUACCAAGCGUUGCAGGAAUGUCUAGGAAACAGCUCAUGUUCGUUUUACAGGUAAGACAUCUGGUGGCUGAGAAAACAGUUAUCGCAGAUGUGGGUGUGCUUUUAUUAGACGUUACUUUUAUAUAAACGGAAUAACAAACAAGAAAGCAUGGCUGACACUAAAGGCACGGUAAAACGGGCGUCGAAAAAAUUCAUGUUGUUUUCGGCAGCAUUGCGGCGGGCAAAACGUGUUGAAAAGCGAUGUUGCUUGUUUUAGCGUACACGAAUCAAAACUGUCUUACAGCGAAUCAGGUUGUUGCAGGUUGCGAAAAGUUGUUGCAGAAAGUAGAGAGUAGAUCUACUUGUUGCAACAAAUUCUGUACAUGUUGCUCGCUUUGCCGGCCCAAAGCAAACUUGUUUUGCAGUAAGUGACAUCACUCCAGCGUAUGACUUGACUCGAUCCCGCGUAAUUUCAGUUAAAGUCAGUUUUCACGCAACUUACAACAACCUGAUUUGUUUCAAGAAAGGUUUGGUUUGUGGGCGGUAAAAACGCGCACUUUCGCUUCUCAAAUCGUUUUGCAGCAAUGUUGCCUGUUUUUGUUGCUCGUUUUUUAGGUAGUAGGAAGGUUAUUGAAAUGCCAGUAUUUCUGCUAUAUAAAUUCACCUGUAAAUGCUGAUUUUGAAUUAAGUUUCUUGUUUAUUAUUAAGAUAAGCGCGGAAAAAUUAAAUUCAAACUACAUGUUUUAAACUCUAUGUAGAGAAAAAAAAUGAUUUUAUUUUCUCUCAUUCCGGUAAAAGAGUGAUUUUCUUUUUCCAAAGCCUGUUUUAAUGUACGGUACAGCAAAUGGCUUUGUUGAAUUUUUUAUGAGUCUUUUAAAACAAACGGAUUUUUUAUGAGCAAAAUAUGAGUGAACAGAUCUCGAUCGAAAAAAUCUGAACAUGGGUUCAUUAUUUCAUUAAUCAAUACUGGUCAUAUUUUCAGCCCUUUUUAAAUUUUCGGAGGUAACAUUAUCAGGGGAGCUGUACUGUCGGUACGAUGACCAACCCGUGAAGAAAAAAAAACAAAAAUGAUAAAAGGCGAAGGCUGCUUAUUAGCAAGUAGAUUGAACACCGAAUUUUAAUUUAUAAAUAUCUGCAUAAGGCUGUUUAUUUUUACUUCGCCUUUGACAUUUAAUUAUGAAAUCAUGAAUACACUUCAUUUCAAGCGCGGAUUACUGGGAUAUAAUCGCAAAAUAAGCUCUUUAAUUUUCCCACCAACUAUGCACUACUGUUUUUUGACGAAAACUUCAAAAAGUAAUUUUAUUUUUCCGUAAAAUUAAUUUUGAUUUUGCAACAAAAUGCUGCCUCCGUUUUUAAAUCUAAUCUGCUUGAGAAUUUUCCUCUUUUUUUUCCCUUUGAAUUUAAUGUAUAUAAUAAAUAUUCCAAACGGAUUUUUUUUAAUAACAACGUCGAAGCGUUCAGAUCAUGCGGAACAAUAAACUCAAAAAUUCGUCUUUAGUGGGCCAUUUAUCGUUUGAUAUGCUUGUCGUUGUUAAUGUUCCCGGCGCCGUAGCAGCUCUCUGUCUUUGAAGUAACGUAGCGUUGUUCAUCAAGUUCUCGUUUGAGCGACAUUUUGGAUCAUCCUUUUUCAUUCCCUGCUUAGAAGAAUUGCUGCGAUCGUUACUUCUAAAAUUUGUGGCUGAUAAGGUACCUGAACAUUGGCCACAGUUUAUCUCUCGCCGCUCUUUCUGGCUUUCCAAAAGCGAUAUUUUCCGAUGAAUUCGCUUUAAAAUUUCUGAAGGUUUUCUUCUUCCAAAAUACGGGUCAUCAACUUUAGUACAACCCUUUUUCCUGCCUGGAAAUUCCAUGCUCCUGAAUCAAUCCCAACACAAAAAUAACGCCAUGUCAACUUCUUCAAAUAUGCAUGCAAUGUAUUCUUUGCGUGAAUUUUGUCGUUGGCUCCUAUUUUUUCUGCUUCUGAAGUAAGCUCUUUGACUUUAAUUCGUUGUUAAUCUCGGACUCAUUGAAGUAAUCGAUUUUAUCUUCUUUUUGAGGCAACCUUUGUAACCGACUUUAGAUGGUGUUUUCGUCGAAAACAACGACGCAAAAGUUCGUCACAAUGAAGUGGCUGUACUGUUCGUUGUUCCUAAAAUAUCAAUUAUAGCUUUUGUAAAUUGCUUGAGCUCUUCUAAAGAAGAGAACAAUAGGGUUAAAUGAAAGCCCCUAUUCUUGUGGAAAUGUGUUAUUUUUUGACAAAACAAAAGAGUCGGAUGAAGAUAAUUUUUCCCAAAAUACGUCCUUCAAGUUUUCGUUCAGCCAAAUUUGAAAUUAUUUGACAUCAAAAACAGGUUGCAUGUACGUAAGUCUGCUUGAAUUUGUCACAACCUCUUAAUUUGGUUUGCCCAAAGUUGGCUGCAGUCUUUGUGUGAAAUUAAAGUUACCAUGGUGUUUUUUAUUGUUUAAGCCCACCAUGUCACGGCUUAAAUAGGCAGGUGAGAAUCAAUAUUUGCAUUCGAAACAGCGGAAGGCUUAAAACAAUAAUAACCGUGGACCGUCUUGCAAGUGGCAAGAAAGUAAUAACGGGGUGCUAAUUGAUUUCGCAAAAAUAAUUUCCGAACCCUUUCUUCUGUUAAGUUAAGUUUAACACGAAAGCAGUAAUUGAUAGAGGGAAAAGAACUGGCUAGGACUGAAGAACUCGUGAACUCAGGAAAGGUUAUGAAGGAUGAUCGCUAACAGGGGCGCAGUGUGAGAUUAUGAAAGUGUACGCACGGAAAAAUAGCUAGUGUAGAUACGCUCUAAACUAGUGGGGUUGAGAUGCUAGCCUGCGAACCGCAGACGUAUUUCCGGUGGUCGCUUCUCUUCGACGACCGGAAAUACGUCUACGGUCGCAGGCUAUUGGGUCUCGAAAAUGCCAUUUCCUGCGUUUUCCGCGGGAUAUUUCUCAGUAAGUACGUCAGUUGUUUAUUUUACACAUCUCUAGCGUUAUGGAAUAAUAAAAGGAUAGAGGAAAUACUAAAACAAAGACACUUAUAUAAUGCGAAAAAUUUAUCAGUCAUCCCAAUUUGAUGACAAAAAUGUUUUCAGGGGAAAAACAAAAUCCAGAUUUCGGCUGAACGCACCGGCGUAUGUAAGUAUAUAUGGACGCUACGCUCCUGGCUGACUUCUUCAGAGAACCGCUGCAUUUAAAUGCAACACGGGCAUUGCUAACGAACUUUCGCACCCAAUCUACUCGACGCGUCUUGAUCAGCGUGUUGCAGUAUGUUAAAGACAUCUAAAAAUAUAUUAUGCUAAACGAAGCUACGUUCAUAUGAAGCCGGGCGACUUUUCGACCGGACAGUUCGUUCACUCGGGACCGUUCAAUGUUUUGGCUCUGUUCAAACAGAAUUUUAAGCGGCUAGGCGUCUAAAUUUUCGUACGGUUAAGGUGGUUCCGUGUGAACAGAACUCCUAAACGCACGAAUUUUCAACCAGUCAAAAAUUCGUCCAGUGUCGUGUGAAGCUGCCUGAGUGGUUUGAUCUAGUUGUUUAUAAAACAGCGCUGCAAUGAAUCGGGUUUUCAGUGAAUCUCAUGGAUGAAUUAUUGUGACAAACUAACAGGACAUUUUGUGAUGAAAUGUAGGCAAAAAAUGCUUUCAGUCGUUGGUGUUCGUUAAGCUUUGAAGCUGUAUAGGUGAUAGCAUGAUUUAUAGUGAUAUUUGGCAUGAAUACCACGAGAGAUAUUUCGAAAUUGUUAUACGUAAUUGAGAUAAUUUUGAGAUAAUUUUGAAAUAUCACGAGUGGAUUUAUGCCAAAUAUCACGGACAAAUCAUGCUAUUAUUUGUUUAUACUACUACCCGCAAAGGUUUUGUAAUUUUCACAUGUAGGUAAUUCAUAUUAAGCUGAAAUACCGCUGCUCUAAGCCAAUCAAUUUGCAGAAAUUUCUCAUGUAGUAGUAUAAUAGCAAUAUAGUAAUAAUAAUAAUAAUAAUGACAGUGAUGAUAAUGAUAAAAACAAAAAUAAAAAUAAUGAUAGUCAUAAAUCAUCACCCAGACCAUAAUGCACCUUCUUUAUACCCCACAAAAUUAUACAUAACCAUUGUUUCCAAUUUCUCCUGGGUAUUACAGUCGUCCCAAGAAAAAUUGAAAAAUUUGGCGGGUAAGCAGUCAUUAUGGUCCGGUGAAAAUGGUCAAUGUACGGCGAGCAGAAGGCGUCGGCUUUCUCAACGAAAAUAAUUCGCCAAGUUAAGAUAGAAAACAGUAGUGGUUGAAAACUUGUAAUCAAUACAAAACUAAUAUCGUUUCAAAAACACGGCCAUUUCCUACGAUCCACUUUAAGCCUUUCAGUUAGGGUUUGGUGCUUAGUUCCUUCGCCCUACCUGAGCAUUAGAUCAUAUUUUUUAUCAUAUUUUUUCUUUGCGCCUUAUAAAUAAUAAAUUACUAUUAUUAUUUUUCAAACCUAAAAUUACUCGACUGCAGCAUACGUUUCUCUCUAUACCAGGUACUGGACCUUUUCCCUGGAUCAAGAAUAACAUUUAAGAUGUUUUCGGUGACCACUGCGUUAUGUGAGAAAGUUAUGACUCUUGAGUAAGUUAUCGUUCUAUCUAUAGCUUUGCUGUGCAUUUAUUUGCCUGUCUACUAUGCCUACAAAAUGAAAGGUUUGUCUUAAAUUUUUCUUGUUUCAGUGAGUUUGUCAGGCAGCUGGUAGAAGAAAUCGACCUAUUUGAACUGGAAUGCAAGUUGGACAUGUUUAGGGUAAAAUUGUGUUUUUUUUUUAAUUUAGUCUCGUUUCUAUAUGGUCUUCCCCACGUUUUCCCGUUCAAAUCAUUCUGGUGACGUAGCUGGAACUCGCUAGCAUCAAACCACAUAGGACUCGUCGAACCAAUUAAUUAUAACUGAAUCAGAUCGAAAAGCAAUUUUAAUAAAUUUUCUCCCGAACGAGUCUAAAUAUACAUGAUCAUACAAAUUCACUAGUUAAGUUCGUCGGAUGUGAAGCAGACGGAUAGAACGUGUUGGACGAUCCAAACUCUUUCAAAAGAACUUAACUGAGCCAGACUUCGAACUGUUCUUGAACUUAACUCAUCGAAUUUGGUUCGUCUCAUGAAGAGCUCUAAGUUUGGCCAACACCAAUCAUGUGACUUGACUCCCUAAAUUCAAACAGUUCUGUGAUUUCGAGUUUUAUUACUCAUGAAACUUUGUUCUGAACAUCUCUUUCCAGAAAAUGUUCUUCGUGACAGGGGACUAUUCGGUGAAUUUCAUCACUGCUGAUCAGCUAAGAAUCGAACUUAAGGCCGGCGGGCUCAACCAACAGCAAGAAAAUCACGUGAUUGGUCACAUACUACAGUCUACUCAGGCGUGGGAGGUAAGUGCUUAAAAAAAGAACGAUAAUGAUUCAAGUACAAUUGUGCUCUUCUUGUACGGUUCUCUAGUACAGUUAAAGACAUGUCAAUUUGUUGUGAUCACACUGAACUUCCCUAUUGGUGGCGUUGGGCGAUUCUUACACCAUGUCGAUGACGCGAGAAAGAAAGAGAAAGGUAAAUACGCAGAGAUGUGGUUACGUCGUCCAUAAAGCGCCCCAUAAGGAAACUUUCACGUCGUGUUCGUGUAAGGAUAGCAGUUACUAAAACACGUGCUGGAAAAUUGUUGUUUUGCUUCUUAAACCCAUUGAGUUUUUGACGUUCUCGUUGCUGUUACUGUCCCAGUCGUUGAUAAAGCUCCCUAGUGAUUACAAUCAGGGACUGGUAAUCCCAAGACGCAAUCAGUACGACGCAACGUAACAUUCGGAGUAAAAUGGAGCUAAUUAAAGCAUUGUCAUAAAUAUUCUCCUUUCCCCCCUUUUUUCAUAUUCUAGAUUUCGUUCUUGGAUUACAUGGCAUACUUACCACUAUUUCUUUCGAUCCAUCAAAACAUUUGCGACAACGCCCUUGAUAUGUCACGUGACAAGUACAGGCGCCAUGACACCACGUAACAAUAAGCCAGGGUCUUUUUUUGGGCUGCUGGGAGGCCCUGGAGCCAGUGGGGAGCAAGUUUUGAAAAGUCCUCUGCACUGUUUACGUUUACCCAGACGGGAAAAAGUUAAAAUGUAACAGUUCACUUUGAAGAAAAAGAGUCCUUACAGUAGAAAUGCAUACAGUGUGUCGGAAUGGUAAUCAGCUAAUGAACUCAGACUUUUGAUAAUUUGAUAAAUGGAUAAUUGGAGUAUCAAAUGCAACUGAUCGCUAAAAGAAUGAAGUAGAAGUUGAAGUGAUAUCUAAUACAAAAUUGUGAUGUCAAUCAUGAAAGGUUGAGAGAACAUUACCCUUAAUUUUUCUCUCUCUCUCUCUCGUCUUCCUGUCCGUUUCCCAUCUCCUGCGCGCUUUUUGGGACGGGAAGAAGAAAGACCCUGGGGAAGAGACUUAGCAAGCAAAUGCUGAAGUGUUGUUGUAAAGACACUUUGGGUAAAAGAUGGAGUGAUAGCGGUGAAUUCUGAACACUUCGUGAUUGUUCUCGAGGGAAACAGCAAACUUGCAUGUUUCCUGAGAAGAUUAACGCCACAGAUUUUGCAGCGUUCCUCGCUCUGAAACUUGCGGUGGGAAGCAGUUCUUUAGAUGUCAUGUGACGCGAAAUAGAAAAAAAAAACAAUGAGAGAGCACUUAGUUUGAAAGAAAAUUCCAGCUUUAUAGAAAUAGAUAUCAAAUAAUCGAC
This is a messenger RNA of Porites lobata, 20453 nucleotides long. NCBI's taxonomy places the organism in Eukaryota, Metazoa, Cnidaria, Anthozoa, Scleractinia, Poritidae. The record is from the annotation of a GenBank genome assembly.